UUGUAUUUUACUUGCCGCUCUUCCUCAAAAAUUACUCCUCUCUCUGCUCUGUGCGUCGUGAAUUUUGCCCUUUUGUCUCCUGUCGUGAUUCUUCUCUCUCUGACAUCGGGAGAUUUUCCUGAAAUUUACUCUCCCAUCUCUCACAUCGUGAAGCUUGUCCGUUCAUCCUCUCUCUCUCUACUUGCAAAACUUUGUUCCCCUCUCUCUUAGUCUAUCUCUCUGUUGAUCCAUUUUGCCUGGUGGUUGGACCUGCAACUGGAGCUUUAAUGGCGGAGGACGAUGACGGGGAGCUGGAGAAACAGUUGGAGCUCCAACUAAUGGAGCAAAAAGAGUCAUUGGGGGCCAUAAAUGAUGCCCUAGUUUCUGAUCCCCAAAAUCCCGAGCUUAUCAUGGUGCAUGAAGAGCUUAUUGCAGCAAUCAAGGCUGCAGAGGAAGGGCUUUUUCACUUGAAACGAUCACGAUUAUUACUAGAAGCCAAUCACCUUAUUUCUGGAGCUGGUUCAGAUUCGAACUAUCAGGAAGUAGAACCAGAGCCUUUGGAGCCAUCAAAGGUCGAAGCUGAACCAUUGGAAGAGAAGGGUUUCUCAGUUGGCGCAAGGUGUAGGUUUCGUCACACCAAUGGUCGAUGGUAUGAUGGCCAUGUCAUUGGAAUCGAAGGUGUUCAUUCUGCUAAGAUCUCUUUCUCGACGCCAACCUCAGAAAAUAUGGUGAUAUGCAAGUUCUUUCUGCAGCAGCGGUGUCGAUUUGGCAAUAACUGUCGUUUGUCACAUGGAGUUGACAUGCCCUUAUCUUCUCUCAAGCCCUACAUCCCGCCAAUAUGGCGACAGUCAUUGGUGGGCUCAAGCGUUUUUGCCCUAACAGACAGCCAAGCUGGUAUAUGGAGAGAAGCCGAGCUCGAGUCAUGGGAUGAUGGUCUCAAGAUGGGGCAAGUUGUGUUCCGAGACGAUGGGACCCAUGCUAAGCUUGGGUCUGACUUUCUCUCCCUAUAUGAGUAUGCCCAACUUAGCAAUGAGGAGCAGGAAACAAGUUCCAGGGGGUCAGAGACUAGUGAUGAUGAAGAAGAUGAGCUUGGUGCAAGCCCAGGUGGACUAGGCCUGAGCCCAAAUGGUGUUGGCUUUUUACAGGCCAGCUCACUUAGGCAUGGGGUUCAAACUGAGACUGCAGUGUUUGCAAAGUGGGAGGUUCACACUCGUGGCGUGGCUUCGAAGAUGAUGGCAAACAUGGGCUAUAGAGAGGGAAUGGGGUUAGGCUCAUCGGGGCAAGGCAUUGUGGAUCCAAUCCCUGUUAAAGUUCUCCCCCCUAAGCAAUCUCUUGAUUAUAUAAAUGGGGUUGAAGAGAGAGAAACAAAGCGGGAAAAGAAGCGAAGUAGAGGGGGUCGGAGGAAGAGAGAGAAGAGAUAUGCAGAGGCUCAGCGAGCUGCGAAGGCUGAAGAAGAGGUUGCAAAUGACGUUUUUGGUUUCAUCAAUAACCAGCUUGCUAUGCAAAAGGAGAAUGAAAGAGAAAAGUUAGGUCGUAGUGAAGUGAAGGAGAGAGAAAUUAAGAGAGAGGAUCGGCGAGCAUUGGUGGCAUAUGAUGAGGAAGUGAGAGAGUUGAGGAACCGGGUCGAGAAGCUAGAGGAAAUGGUGGAACGAAACCGGAGAGAGAAAGCAGUUUUUGAGGCUGCCAGUCGUAAGCUGAAUGAGACCCGAAGGGCUCUUGCUGAUGCUGAGGCAGCUCGAGCAGCAGUGUCAAAUGAGGUCACUAGGAAGGAGAAGGAGAAGAGGUGGCUCAAGUUUUGACACACACACACUCUCCCUCUCUCUCACACACAUUUGGGUUGAAUGAUACCUUUGUAGUGUAUAUUUGAUCAUAUGGCAUAGGAAGCUCUUUAUGUUCAAGAUGAGUAUUUAUAUCGAGAUAGCAUAUCAUUCUCUUUGUUCUACAUUGUGGUACCUAGUGUGUGCUUUGUGUCAUUUGAAAACGAAUUUUUAUUUUAAGAGAUUAUUUUUGG
Molecule: messenger RNA, 1990 nt
Organism: Amborella trichopoda
Lineage: Eukaryota; Viridiplantae; Streptophyta; Magnoliopsida; Amborellales; Amborellaceae
Product: zinc finger (CCCH-type) family protein / D111/G-patch domain-containing protein
Molecular function (GO): metal ion binding; nucleic acid binding
Source: RefSeq, a predicted model, not a curated record